CUCUUACGCUGCUACCUCUUCUCUUUUACAUCUCUCUCUCUCUCUCCUUCUCUGUUUUUUUUUUCACCCUCUGUCUCUGAUGACCGCUCAGUAAACCCUAAUUCGCUCUACACUCUCGCUUUAGAGAGAAAUUUGCGAGGAAAAGAACAAAACAAAAGCGAAAAAAGGAGGGAAUUUAAGGGUUGGGAUAUAUGUCCCAUAAUCAAUAUAGGUCGGAUAAGAGCGAGACGACACAGUACAGGAAACCCGAUAGGCGAUCCGCAAGCUCCAACCAGCAGCGGAGUUCCUCAGGAGCUUACGGCAAGGGCGGCGGGCCCGCCCCUUCUCCGUCCUACCAUCUAUCCUCCAACCGCAGUGUUAAGAAGAAUAAUAAUAAUGCACAAGGAGGAGGUCAAUCCAGGGCAAGCUUGCCCACUUUCAAUUCGUCAUCAUUGGAGUCUAGUAAUGCUUCUACGCCGCUUGGUACCGUAGUACAGAAUGGUUCCCAUGUACAGCCCCAACAUGGACCAGCAUCUGAUGUGCCGACUACAAGCACAGCUGCCAAGCCGACUGAGUUGUUGGCUCCUCAGAGAAGCACCCGAGCAGUUCCAAAGCCUCCGACUUCUCAAUCUGCCUCUGUGAACUGUGACUCAACAGCUCCUACGACACCUGCAAAGGCCCCUGGAGAUGCGUCUAAGGCAUUCCCCUUUCAGUUUGGGUCCAUAAGUCCUGGUUGCAUGAAUGGGAUGCAGGUUCCUGCUAGAACUAGCUCAGCACCCCCAAAUUUGGAUGAACAGAAACGAGAUCAGGCACGCCAUGAUUCUUUUAGAUCUGUAGCUCCGUUGCCAGCUCCUCCUGCACCUAAGCAGUUACCGAGAAAGGAUGUCGGUCCUGUAAUCCAAGCUAAUACUGGGGAGGCUCAUUCAGUGCCCAAGGUCAAAAAGGAUGUGCAAGUCUCACCUCCACAACCAGCAAGCCAACCACAGAAGCCUUCUGUUCAUACCAUGACUGGGAUGCCCAUGCAAAUGCCAUUUCACCAGCCACAGGUUCCUGUGCAAUUCAGAGGCCCCAACCAACAGAUUCAAUCCCAGGGCAUGACAGCUGCUUCACUUCAAAUGCCAUUGAAUUUACCUUUGUCCAUGGGAAAUGCACCCCAAAUGCAACAGCCUAUGUAUCUUCCCAGUCUCCAACACCUUCCUAUGCAGACACAAGGUCUUAUUCAUCAAGCCCAGGGCUUGAGUUUCCCAACUCAAAUGGGUCCUCAGUUGGGCAAUAUGGGAAUCAGCAUGACUCCACAUUAUCCCCAGCAGCAGGGGGGAAGUUAUGGUGGUCCUCGUAAAACUCCUGUCAAGAUUACUCAUCCAGAGACACGUGAAGAGUUAAAGCUUGAUAAACGGGCAGAUUCCUAUUCAGACGUCGGGUCAGCUGGUCCUAGGUCUCACCCUAACGUGCAUCCUCAAUCACAACCUAUUCCAUCAUAUGCACCUUCUCAUCCCAUUAGCUUUUAUCCUCCCAAUUCUUACAAUGCCAGCUCUAUAUUUUAUCCACCCCAGAGUUCUGUUCCUUUGACAAGUAGCCAGAUAGCAGCCAGUUCUCAAGCUUCAAGAUUUAACUAUCCAGCUACACAGGGUCCCCAAAACAUGACUUUUGUGAAUCCAUCGGCUCAUAAUCCCAUACCUGUAAAUAAGAUUGGGACCCAAAUGCAUGGUGUUGCAGAUCCACCAAACUUGGAACGUUCUCGUGAUGUACAUAACAUAAUCUCCUCUCCUCCAUUGACAACAGUACCAAUUACAGUUAAGCCAAUCACUGGCCCUUCUAAUGGAGAAAAGGUUGGAGACUCAUUGCUGCCAAAUUGCUCACAUGGUGUUGAAAAGGGUGAAUCUCCAAAACAUGUGAGGCCAUCUGGGGAAGCUAACUUGUCACAUCCUCAAAGGGACUCUCAGAGGUUUCCAGAAGUCUCUUUGUGGCAGAUGAAAACUAGCUCUGAAUCAUUGGUCUCCAAGUCAUUGCCGGUGGCGACUAAACAGUCAGCGGCUGUUUCAGAUGCUAGUUCUUCUGACGGCCUGGUACCCGAUCACUUAUCUUUGGUUUCAGGUUCACCAUCCGAGGAAUCUGCACUAGUUGUGCCCAAUAAUGAAGGCAGAAGAAGGGAAACCCUUGGUAGGUCAAACUCGAUUAAAGAUCAUCAAAAGAAGCCAGACAAGAAAGGAUAUAUUCAACCACAGCAUCAGGUUGCUAGCCAAUCUAUUUCAACCUCAAAUUUUCCUUCUCGAGCUCUAGAGCAUGGUAUAUCUUCUAACGGUGGAGUUUCAGGAGCUGUACUAGCUAAAACAACUACUACGCAUGCGAAUAGUGAAGGUGUUUCAUCAUUACAACAAUCACUGCCAUCUGUUGGUGAUGCUACUCAUGAUGCUUCUGAAUUAAAGGUUGACAGUGUUGGAGAGGACUCAACCAGUGUCUCAUCUCAGAUUUGUGGUGCUCGAAUCAUUCUUGAUACCUCUGAAACUGUUCAUCAUGCUAGGCCAGAUGAACAAUUAGACCAAGAAACUAUGGGAAUAGAUGAACAAGGAGAAAGCAGAUUGCUUGAAGGGUCCAAACAGGAUAAUAUCGGUAGUGAGAUAUCUUCAGAGCCUAUUUUGUUAAAAUCUCAGGAAAAUAUUAAACAAAUUGUGGGAGAACAGUCUGGACAAGAUUCUGGUCUGAAGGCAAUAACUACAAAUGAUGAGGUUCUAACUUCAAAGACUGUACAGAGGGGGCUGGAUGAACCUGUGAGGUGUCAUACAGAAAUUGACAGGACAACUGAUAAAUUAGAUGGUGGAAGUCCUCAUGGUGAGAGGAGCUUAUAUUUGGAUGCCUUUUCAAGCAGAAGUGAUAGUGUAGGCAGUAGUGAAGUUGUUGCAAUAUGUGGUAUAUCAGAUCAGCUGUCUGCUUAUAUUCCAACCCCUGAUAUUGUAGAAGCAACCUCAAAACAUGAAGGGGAAGGUGUAGAGAACAUUGAUGGCUUGGUCUCUUUCGGAGCAUCAGGUGCCAAGGAUAAACCUAUUUCCGAUCUGAAUAGGGCAAAGGGUGCUGGUAAAGGAAAAAAGAAGAGAAAAGAAUUUCUUCAAAAAGCUGACGCUGCUGGGUUAACUUCUGAUCUUUAUAAUGCUUAUAAGGGCCCGGAGGAAAAGAAAGAAACUGUUGCGUCUACAGAAACUGCCGAGAGCACUUCUUCUAACGUGCAUGUGAAGGAGGCACCUACUGAUGCUGUUGAAUUAGAUGCCCCAGCAAGCGAAAAAAGUGGACUGGAAAAAGCUGAACCUGAUGAUUGGGAAGACGCUGCCGACAUAUCGACACCAAAAUUAGAAGUUUUGGAUGAUGGACAACAGAUACAUGGAAUACUGGAUAAUCAUGACAAAGACGGAGUUGGAACUAUGACCAAAAAGUAUUCCAGAGAUUUCCUCUUGAUUUUUUCAGAGCAAUGCACUGAUCUUCCACAUGGUUUCGAGAUUACAGCUGAUAUAGCAGAGGCUGUGAUGAGUGGUGGUUUCAAUAGCUCUCAUCUUGUUGAACGCGAUUCAUACCCUAGUCCUAGGCCAAGUGGGGGAUCUCGAAUAGACCGCCAUGGUAGUGGUAUGAUGGGGGAAGACAGGUGGAGUAAAGUACCUGGUAAUUUUGGUUCAGGGCGGGAUGUGCGUCUGGAUUCCGGCCAUGGGGUUAAUGCAGGUUUUCGACCUGGAUCAGGUGGUAAUUAUGGUGUUCUCCGGAACCCACGUGUGCAAACACCCGUGCAGUAUCCUGGAGGUAUCCUCCAUGGGCCAUCUAUGGGUCCUCAGGGCGGAAUGUCUAGAAAUAGUCCUGAUGCUGACAGGUGGUUACGUCCUACCAGUAUCCAGCAGAAGGGUUUGAUUCCAUCCCCUCAGACUCCAUUACUAAUGAUGCACAGAGCUGAGAAGAAAUAUGAAGUGGGUAAGGUGACGGAUGAGGAAGAGGCAAAGCAAAGGCAACUGAAAGGCAUUUUAAACAAGCUCACUCCUCAGAACUUUGAGAAACUUUUUGAGCAAGUGAAAGCCGUCAAAAUUGACAAUGCUGUCACUCUAACUGGUGUCAUCUCGCAGAUCUUUGACAAAGCUUUGAUGGAGCCUACUUUCUGUGAGAUGUACGCUGAUUUCUGUAGUCAUCUGGCUGUGGAGUUGCCUGAUUUCAAUGAAGACAACGAAAAGAUAACUUUUAAGAGAGUACUUCUGAACAAGUGCCAGGAGGAAUUUGAGAGAGGGGAAAGAGAGCAAGAAGAAGCUAAUAAAGCUGAUGAAGAGGGGGAGAUUAAACAGUCUGCAGAGGAAAGAGAAGAGAAGAGAGUUAAGGCUCGAAGACGAAUGCUGGGUAACAUUAGAUUGAUAGGGGAGUUAUACAAGAAGAAAAUGUUAACUGAGCGAAUAAUGCACGCGUGCAUACAGAAGUUGUUGGGUCAGUCUCAGACUCCUGAUGAAGAAGAUGUUGAAGCUUUGUGCAAAUUGAUGAGUACUAUUGGGGAGAUGAUUGACCAUCCCAGGGCCAAGCAGCAAAUGGAUGCAUAUUUUGACAGAAUGAAGAGGCUCUCUACCAAUUUGAAUUUAUCUUCUAGGGUCAGGUUCAUGUUGAAGGAUGCUAUGGAUUUGAGAAAGAAUAAAUGGCAACAGAGAAGAAAAGUUGAAGGGCCGAAAAAGAUUGAUGAAGUGCACAGAGAUGCUGCUCAAGAACGACAGGCACAAUCCAGUAGGUUGAGUCGUGGUUCAAGCAUCAACCAGUCAGCUAGAAGGACACCUAUGGAUUUUGCUCCUAGGUCAACACUAUUGUCUCCCCCAAAUGCUCAGCUGGGUGGUUUCCGUGGACCAUCUACUCCAGUUCGUGGGCUUGGCAUUCAGGAUGUUCGGUUGGAGGACAGACAAUCUCAUGACACUAGGAUGUUGUCAGUUCCCUUGCCUCAGAGACCCAGUCUUGAUGAUUCUAUUACUUUGGGACCUCAAGGUGGUCUUGGGAGAGGAAUGUCAAUCAGAGGACCACCGUCAAUGCCAAGUACUCCAGUAGCUGAUGUGUCUCCAGGCUCCACAGAUUUCAGAAGAAUGGCAGCUGGUUUGAAUGGCUACAGCACUUUACCAGAGCGAACAACUUAUGGCACAAGGGAGGAUCUUGCUCCAAGAUUUAUUCCGGUUAGAUUUGUGGCUCCAGCUGCUUAUGAACCUUCAAGUUCUCAAGAGCGCAAUGUGAGUUAUGGUAACAGAGACCCAAGGAAUCCAGACCGGAGUUCUGAUAGAUCUCUUGCAAUCUCACCACCUGCACGAGGGCAGGGAACAGCUUUUCCUCAAAAUGUUCCUUCAGAAAAAGUAUGUCCUGAAGAACGCCUUCGGGAUAAGUCGAUGGCAGCAAUUAAAGAAUAUUACAGUGCCAGAGACGAGAAAGAAGUUGAACUAUGUGUUAAAGAAUUGGAUUCCCCAAGCUUCCAUCCGUCAAUGGUAUCGCUAUGGGUUGCAGACUCUUUGGAGAGGAAGGAUAUGGAAAGGGAUCUUUUGGCAAAGCUUCUGAUCUAUCUUUCUAAGUCCGGGGAUGGUGUGUUGAGUCAAGCCCAGCUCAUCAAAGGGUUUGAAUCUGUUCUGACUACUCUGGAGGAUGCCGUAAAUGAUGCCCCAAGAGCACCAGAAUUUCUUGGUCAUAUCUUUGCUAAAGUCAUUACAGAAAAUGUGAUCCCUUUGAGAGAGAUUGGGUUGUUAAUACAUAAAGGGGGAGAGGAGCCGGGUCAUCUUCUAGAAGUUGGGCUUGCGGCAGAUGUUCUUGGAAGCACCUUGGAAGUUAUAAAAUCCGAGAUGGGGGAUUCUGUCUUAAAUGAAAUCAGGGCAAGCUCCACUUUGAGGUUUGAGGAUUUUCUGCCUCCAGAUCCUUACAGGUCAAGGAAGUUAGAGAAAUUUAUUAAGGGGGAAAUUUGAUGCUCAUUGUAUCUUGGUAGAAGAAAAGGAAAGUGUUUUAGGCUAGUUCUUAAUUUGCGACCAAAAAAAAAAUAUAUAUAUAUCUUCUUCGAGGGUGGGCGGGGAUUUAUAUAUCGGGCUUUCCUUUUCCUUCUCCAUGUCUUAAUAUUAUUCUUCAAAUGUUAACUGGGAUUAUGAAAGGUUCAAUUGAGCAUCGGAAAAUUUUAAGUUUUCCUACUUAUAA
Juglans regia (Persian walnut) is the source of this 6141-nucleotide messenger RNA. Its product is annotated as eukaryotic translation initiation factor 4G-like. Bases 192 to 5918 code for a protein of 1908 amino acids. Gene Ontology annotation, cellular component: eukaryotic translation initiation factor 4F complex. The transcript is spliced from 10 exons. Lineage: Eukaryota; Viridiplantae; Streptophyta; Magnoliopsida; Fagales; Juglandaceae. The record is from RefSeq and is a predicted model, not a curated record. Gene Ontology annotation, molecular function: protein binding; translation initiation factor activity; mRNA binding.